CCCCAUCUUCUGUUGGAUGAUGACGGGCUGUCUUCGUCAGUUUGCCGCCACGGGGCCGAAGAGCAUAGAGCAGAGUGUAAUAACUGAAUUCGGCGACGGCUGUCCAUUUUGAUCCACCGCAUCUCGGCCGGCGUGCCUAUAAGUAGUGCUGCUACCAACUGAGUAGCUAGGUGUAUAUACACUCUGGCUCGUGACUCAGACCUUGCUCCGUCCGUAGUACUUCUCCAAGAGCUCCUCUGGCCAGCCAUCUUCUCCGGCCUCUGGUCUCAAUGGCGGACCAGAGCCCCGCCCCUAUCCGUUGCAAAGCGGCGGUGAGCAGAGCCAAGGGCGCGCCGCUCGUCAUCGAGGACAUCGUCGUGGAUCCGCCCAAGGCCUACGAGAUCCGCAUGAAGGUCAUCUGCACCUCCCUCUGCCACACUGACAUCACCUUCUGGCGCGGCAAGGAAGACUUCCCGCUCCCACCCGUGUUCCCAAGGAUCCUAGGCCACGAGGCGUACGGGGUGGUGGAGAGCGUGGGGGAGCGCGUGGAGGGGUUCGCGGUGGGGGACACGGUGGUGCCGACGUUCCUGGGGCAGUGCGACUCCUGCGCCGGCUGCGCGUCGGCGGGGAGCAACAUGUGCUCCGCGCUGCCGUUCGUCGUCGGCCCCGGGAUGCGCCGCGACGGCACCACCCGCUUCAGGGACAGCCAGGGGGAGCCGCUGCACGACUUCCUCGCCGUGUCCAGCUUCAGCCAGUACACCGUCGUCGACGUCAACCAGGUCGUCAAGGUCGACCCCGCCGUGCCGCCCAAGCUCGCCUGCCUCCUCGGCUGCGGCGCCGGCACCGGGGUCGGGGCUGCGUGGAGGUUGGCCAAGGUGCAGCCUGGAUCCUCGGUGGUCAUCUUCGGGCUGGGAGCGGUGGGAUUGUCGGUGGCGCAAGGUGCAAAGAUGUGCGGAGCAGCCAAGAUCAUCGGUGUUGAUCUGAACCCUGACAAAGAAGAACUCGGCAAAAAAUUCGGCGUGACAGAUUUCGUGAACCCAUCAAAACUCGGCGAGAGCCCACUCAGCCAGGUGAUCAUCGAGAUGACGGGCGGCGGCGCCGACUACUGCUUCGAGUGCAUCGGUGUCGCGUCCGUCAUGACCGAGGCGUUCAGAAGCGCUAAGCAGGGGAAUGGCAAGACGGUGAUCCUGGGGCUGGAGAAGGACGGGAAGCCGAUCAGCCUGCCGUCCAUCGAGUUCCUCUUCGGCAAGUGCGUCAUGGGGUCGCUCUUCGGGGGCAUCAAGCCCAAGACCGACAUUCCGAUCCUCGCCAAGAAAUGCAUGAGCAAGGAGCUGGAGCUGGAGAAGCUGAUCACGCACGAGGUGGGCCUGCAGGAGAUAAACACGGCCUUCGACCUGCUCCUGCAGGGGAAGAGCCUCAGGUGCAUCAUCUGGAUGGACAAGCUAGCGGCGUGAAAAACCAUGGGCGAAAUGUUGGUCCAGGGCUGGCUGAUGCGGCGAGCGAAUAAAACUGUUGCUUGUUUCCCUAAUAAAAUUGUUGCUUGUGUUUAUUCACUGGUGUUGCUAGAACAUGGAAGCUACGUGGCUAUCGUGACCGGACGCUUUGCCAUCCUGUUCUUUUUAA
Aegilops tauschii subsp. strangulata is the source of this 1602-nucleotide messenger RNA. Its product is annotated as alcohol dehydrogenase-like 2. Gene Ontology annotation, cellular component: cytosol. The record is from RefSeq and is a predicted model, not a curated record. Gene Ontology annotation, biological process: formaldehyde catabolic process. Gene Ontology annotation, molecular function: zinc ion binding; S-(hydroxymethyl)glutathione dehydrogenase [NAD(P)+] activity; alcohol dehydrogenase (NAD+) activity. Lineage: Eukaryota; Viridiplantae; Streptophyta; Magnoliopsida; Poales; Poaceae.